Molecule: messenger RNA, 1715 nt
Organism: Danio rerio (zebrafish)
Lineage: Eukaryota; Metazoa; Chordata; Actinopteri; Cypriniformes; Danionidae
Gene: ttc33
Product: tetratricopeptide repeat domain 33
Source: RefSeq, marked provisional
AUUUGUGAGAAAACGCGAAGCUGUUGCAGAACCACGGUCUGUCAUGGUGCAGUGGUGAAUUAUUUUGCAUUUAUGAACCAGAAUGGCCUCCUUUGGCUGGAAGCGUAAGGUGGGGGAGAGAGUUUCCAAGCAGACGGUACAGCAGUUUGAGCAGGACUCGGAGCAGGCGGAUGAGGAUGAAGUUGAGCGAGAGGGAGUUGACUGGCUGCAUGUGAUCAAACGGAAACGAGAGGUGCUGCUGGAGGACUGCGCUGCUAAAAGCAAGAGACUAAAGGAAGAAGGAGCCCUGCUUGCUGAACAGGACAGGAACUGGGAGGCAUUGAAGAAGUGGGACGAGGCAGUUCAGCUCACACCAGAGGAUGCCGUGUUGUAUGAGAUGAAGUCCCAGGUGUUGAUCACCCUUGGAGAGGUGUUUCUGGCAGUGCAGUCUGCAGAGAUGGCCACCAGACUCCGCCCCAUUUGGUGGGAGGCGUGGCAAACCCUGGGCCGUGCUCAGCUAAGUCUUGGAGAAGUGGAACUAGCUGUACGGUCUUUCCAAGUGGCGCUGCACCUGCAUCCGUCUGAGCGUCCUCUCUGGGAGGAAGACCUCAACUGGGCUUUAAAGCUCCGAGAGAACCAGCAAUCUCUCCGUGAAAAAGCGUCCCAGGUAGAUGAAGCCCGAAGGCUCCUUGUGGAAGCUCCCGAGUUAAAAGGCGAUUAUGAUUUUGAAAGCGAUGAAGUGAUUGAGGCUUGCUCCGCCAUGGCUGAUAGGCAGAAGCAAUAUGAGGACUUGAAGAAAAAGGCUGUAGUUGUGGAUGCACACGGGGAGGCCAAAGAGAUGCUUGUUGAAGGGGAUGACAAUCCAACUUCCUCCUCACAGAGUGUUUUAAUCAAAGCACGAGGACUCUAAGGGAAAUGGAAGCUGUUUUUGUGUCGUCUCCUCAUUGUAUAUUAUCCCAUAUGAUUUAUUUAAAUGGAAAGUUCACCCAAAAAUGAAAACAUACUCACCCUCUCAAGUGGAUCCUACUGUAACAUUUAUGAGUUUCCUUUUGAAGAUAUGAGAUAUUUUAAAGAAUGCCUUUUCAUAGGUGGAAAAACAAAUACUAUAGAGGUCAGUUGCUACAUACAGUACUCAACAUUCGAAGUGAAUCAAAAACGUUUUUCAAAAUUGUCCUAGCACAGAAAUGUGUGCUGUUUAAUAGUUUUAGGACAACUUUGGUGAAAUGUGGUGAUCCACUUCAAAUGUUGAUUGCUGUUUAUCAAAAUAAAAUUUAAAUGACUGUGCUGUUUAAUAAAGUUCUCAUUCCUAGAAAAUUUGUACAGUACACUGAAAAAAUAUGUCUGCAAAAUAGUUGCAAACAGUUUAUAUGGGUUAUAAUUAGUAUAAUGUUUAACUUAAUUAGUAUGUUUAAAUCCAAGGAAUCAUCUAUGAAUAUUUUUGAAUAAUUUUUUUCAGUUUAAGCACCAGAUUUUCAAGAUAAUCAAGUUCGUUGAAAUCACUUUCAUUUCUCCAGCAGGAAUAUAAACUCAUUUCUUUUACUGAAGCAUUUUGUGGUUAUUGGAUUUAGUUUUGAUGGUGCUAUCCAUUGGUUUUUUUAAGAUAUCAAAAUGGCAAAGCAAUCUCUACUUAAUGUGCCACCUUGAUUAGAAAUGCCAUCUAUCCCAAUCAGCUUUGUCUCCAUGUGAGAUGUGUGUUCUCUAGGAAUGUACUAAAAUAAAAAAUCUGGGUUGAGGCU